Messenger RNA from Phytophthora infestans T30-4, 1044 nucleotides. RefSeq lists its product as uncharacterized. The transcript is spliced from 8 exons. Bases 1 to 1044 code for a protein of 347 amino acids. NCBI's taxonomy places the organism in Eukaryota, Oomycota, Peronosporomycetes, Peronosporales, Peronosporaceae. The record is from RefSeq and is a predicted model, not a curated record. Gene Ontology annotation, molecular function: protein binding.
AUGGCCAAUAAGCGCAUCGACAAAAUUGCGAACUUCGAUGCUUUCGUCAACCUCGAAGUGCUCUGGAUCAAUGACAACCAGAUUCAGGAACUUGACGCACUGGAUGGUUGCUGCCGUCUCAAGCAGCUCUUCGCUCACAGCAAUUGCAUCCGCUCGCUUGAAGGUUCUUCACUGCCACACUUUAAAUUUCUACUGGAACUCCGGUUGUAUGGCAACAAACUCAAAGACUUGCGAGGUACAUUGCGAGUUCUGAGCCGGUUGUCCCACUUGCGAGACCUCGAUCUAUUCGGCAACCCCGUCGUGGAAGAGGAGAACUAUCGCUUGCAAGUGAUUCGAGCCAUCCCGUCACUGGACGUUCUGGAUCGACAUGUCAUCACGGAUGACGAACGCGCGAGAGCAGCCAGACUGCAACUUCGUUUUGGUGAAGAUAGGGAUGAACACAGCGGUACCAACCAGCAUGGAGGCCAGAAGAGCAAAAAACAAUCAUUCAGUAGAGCUGGAGCACCAUCACAGGCUUUAUCGGGGACAGUUAAGAUGCUCUUCAAGGAGGUCGCGGCUAUCAAGAGAGAGCAACAUCAGAAGGAAGCUCGGGAGGCAGCCGAACGAGAGUUGCGGGAGCCUAGUCGAGAUAGUGGAACACUAUCCACGACGUCAGGAUUCAGGUCGCGUGUCAACAAUAAUAAAGAGGACAAUAGCCUUUCAGGUUUGGGUGACUGGGAAGUCACAGCACUGAAGAAACAUUUCCAAUCGCUUGAAGAAGUGAAGAACGGCUCUUUGAGUCGAAGCAGCUUUGUUGUGAACUGCUGGAUCCUCAAGAGUUGCGACAGCAAUCCGCCGCCUGCUUUGACAAAUGUGCAGCCAUGCAACGACGGCUGCAAGCCCUCGACGCCAGCGAUCCCAAAUGUGCAGAGAGCUUCGCGUUAUCGCAGCAAGGCUACCACCUCCAAGCUUUGGCUGAUGAGGAUCGCUCGUCAAGCAGAUCCAAAUCGUCGCGAGUGCCCAGCUCAGCUGAUAUCAAAGACAACGGAGAAGCGACGUCAUUAG